Molecule: messenger RNA, 4655 nt
Organism: Colossoma macropomum (tambaqui)
Lineage: Eukaryota; Metazoa; Chordata; Actinopteri; Characiformes; Serrasalmidae
Gene: smarcd3a
Product: SWI/SNF related, matrix associated, actin dependent regulator of chromatin, subfamily d, member 3a
Exons: 14
Coding region: 269-1786 (505 amino acids)
Biological process (GO): regulation of transcription by RNA polymerase II
Cellular component (GO): SWI/SNF complex; nucleus
Source: RefSeq, a predicted model, not a curated record
AGAGAGAGAGAGUGAGUGAGUGUGGAGCGGAGCAAGAGGCUUGACUUUAGCCACACGCUGACAUGCUUUAAAAAAGAGAGAGAGAGGAGGAGAGCAUUUGGGAGAGGAGAGGAAAGACUGAGAGAGCGAGAGGGAGGAGUGCUCUCUUUUGGACGAGAGAGGGAAUGUGGACAGAAUAGAGGGAGAGACGGACAGGGAGAGGGAGCUACUUAUAGAGACAACAAAAGAGAAAUUGGUGGGGGGUGAGAAAAAAAAGGAAUUACUCGCAAUGGCCACGGAGGAUUCUGCUGGCGGAGCUCGCAAAGCCACCAAGAGUAAACUGUUUGAGUUUCUCGUCCAUGGAGUGCGUCCAGGCAUGACCUCAGGGCCCCGAAUGCCCCAUCAAGGCGCCCCUAUGGGCCCCCCUGGUCCCCCGUUUGGAGGUACAUCCCCGAUCCGGCCAGGGAUGCCUAACCCUGCGAUGGACCCUAACCGGAAACGUCCCACUCCCACCCCUCCCGUGCAGGCUCCCCCUGUUCAGAGCCGGCCUCGAAAGAAACCACUGGGAUUCCCAGGAGCCAGUGAGAUUUCGGCAAGGCAAAUGGACUUGCGAGAGGCCCAGUCAGAGCCGGCAAUUGGAACCAAUGCCAAGAGAAGGAAAAUGGCAGACAAGAUUCUCCCUCAGAGGAUCAGGGAGCUGGUGCCCGAGUCACAGGCGUACAUGGACCUUUUGGCUUUUGAGCGCAAGCUGGACCAAACCAUUAUGAGGAAGCGGGUGGACAUCCAAGAGGCCCUCAAAAGACCCAUGAAGCAAAAACGGAAGCUCCGACUGUACAUCUCCAACACGUUCAACCCUGCAAAGGCUGAUUCUGAGGACUCUGAGGGCAGCAUUGCAUCCUGGGAGCUGCGGGUAGAAGGCAAGCUACUUGAAGAUCCUGGAAAGCAAAAGAGGAAAUUCUCUUCUUUCUUCAAGAGCUUGGUAAUUGAGCUGGAUAAGGACCUGUAUGGCCCUGAUAACCACAUAGUGGAGUGGCAUCGCACUCCCACGACCCAAGAGACGGAUGGCUUUCAGGUAAAGAGGCCAGGAGAUGUGAAUGUGCGGUGCACUCUGCUCCUCAUGUUGGAUUACCAGCCCCCCCAGUUUAAGCUGGACCCCAGACUUGCUCGUCUGCUGGGCAUCCACACACAGACCCGCUCCUGCAUCAUCCAGGCGCUGUGGCAAUACGUAAAGACCAACAAGCUGCAAGACUCCCAUGAAAAGGAAUACAUCAACUGUGACAAAUAUUUCCAGCAGAUCUUUGACUGUCCACGUCUGAAGUUUUGUGAGAUUCCUCAGCGGCUCACCAACUUGCUGCUGCCGCCUGAUCCCAUUGUGAUCAAUCAUGUUAUCAGUGUGGAUCCCAACGAUCACAAAAAGACGGCCUGUUAUGACAUUGACGUUGAAGUGGAUGAUCCUCUAAAAACUCAAAUGAGUGGCUUUCUGCUCUCGACCGCUAAUCAGCAGGAGAUAGCAUCACUGGACAAUAAGAUUCAUGAGACCAUUGAGUCCAUCAACCAGCUGAAGAUCCAGAGAGAUUUCAUGCUCAGUUUCUCCAGAGAUCCAAAGGGCUACAUCCAGGACUGGAUCUGUUCACAGAACCGGGACCUUAAGCUCAUGACAGAUGUGGUGGGGAACCCAGAGGAAGAAAGGAGAGCUGAGUUUUAUAACCAGCCCUGGUCUCAGGAAGCUGUCAGUCGCUACUUUUACUGCAAGAUUCAACAACGAAGACAAGAGCUCGAACAGGCCUUGGCCAUGCGCACAACUUAAAAUCAUUUCCACUUUGGAAAAGAAUUACCAGCCCUUUUGAUUGCCAGUUAAGGAGAAUUUCAAUUUACUGAUGUAUCUCCAGCAUACUGGACACCUUUCUCAGUAUCCUUGAACAUUAUGAAAACCUGUUGAGCAAAUGCCGAAAUGCUAUCUUGUUAUUUAUUGUACAGUUUGUAUAGAUUGUUACAAUUCAGUUUUGAGUUUAUAAAUGCUACCGGAAACAAGACUCUUUGAAUAUGAGGUCAUCUGAAAAUUUCUUAUGCCACAGUUCAGAGAGAGAGGGAGUAAAACAGAUGCUACUCUUUUAACAUCUAUGUGUGACCAAACAUUUUAACGGCUGCACAAAAACAGUGUCCUUUUUGAGUGAAAGGUUUAUACCGUGGGUACGAAUGAUUUCCAGCAUAUUUUGAACCUUUGGACAGUGUGAAAAAGACUGGGCGAGGGGGCGUUUGUUUCGUCAGCGGACUGUUUUUGCUACUGAUAUCAAUGUGAAUAUGUAUUAACAGGUAUUGUAUGUUGCUUUUUAGGUGGGCAUCCCUUGUCUCUACUUCUUAUCUGUCCUGUGUCUGUGAACUGAAGCACUGUGUAAACUUUCAUCUGUCUUCUUAACUAAAUGACUACCAUAACUCCACCAGGCUGGAAUAAAGCAGACUUUUUUUAAUCAAAUACGGAACGUAUCCGUGCUCACAUUUUAGUGCUGCUUUACUCGAAUUUACUCGAUUCAAAUGUGUACAUCAUUUCUACAUGAACAAACAACACUGGUGUUCAAAAGUUUGGAAUCAUAGUUUCAAUAAUACAAAACCUGGCUGCAGAUAAAUGGAUUAAAUGAUUCUAAUAUGGUAGCGCUGUACAAAUUUACAGGUUUCAAAUAAUAAGUAGGACACUAGGAAGCUGUAAAUAAGAAUGAUGAACAUAGGUGUACACAUAGGUGCCACUUAAGUUAGAUUGGUGGGGAGCAUUGAGUCAUUGGCAUCCCCGGAACUAAAGCACAAAACCGGAGAAAAACCAUGGUAAUGAAACUGCACAGAACAGUGCUAAAACAUCCAUGAUAGCAAAAUUGCAUUCAACAACUUGAAAACAGUUGUCAGGAUUUGAAGCAUGCAGGGAUGACUAUGACAAACAGAAAACAGUGUGGUUUUUCGCUCAUAUUUCACUUGGUUCUUUUCCCCAUCCUGUCGUGGCCUGCCAUGUUGGUUAUCUGUGGCAGGCAAAAACUGUCGUACAGCAUGAGGUUUAUCUGACCUUAUUUCACUUUUUAUUGUGUUUUAAAUUAGAAUUUUAUUUUCACUUGAUGCUUUCAUCUUUUGAAUGGAAAAUGUUUCAAGGACACCUGUCUAAUUUGAUUAAUUUCCUGCUAUAUGAUCUGCUGAUAAGUAUCAGCUAUAGUAAAGGUUAGAAAAAACAGGCUAUCUGAACGGACACUCCAAAUUCAAUCAAUAUUUAACUUUUAGUAAAUCCAAUGUAAAUUAAAUGUAUGGCUGUAGAAGAUUGUAAAUUAGAUUAGAAAGCUGUAUAAGAUUGAGAAUGAAGGUAUAAAAUAACCAUACAGAUUUUAUUCUAUUUCCAAAAGUGGAAAUCAAAACUCAAGGCAGAUUGAUAAAAAACUGAACGUAAAUAGAUAAUUGCAAUAUAUAAUUUAUCAUUUUUCCUGUUCACAAAAUAGCAAAUAUUAAAUACAACAUCUAAAAAUACCUUUGGAGAACAGUUUAUUUUUAAAUUUACGCUGUAUAUAAUAAGUAAUUAAUGUAUAUAAAACAAUAAGAAUUAAUGAUGUGGCUGGCCAUUUAAAAUUUUUUUAACUUUUUCUGAAUGAACAGAAAAACGAGUGUCGACGUAAUGCAUUUUAUUCAUGUGGAAAUGACGUAGACAUUUGAAUCAAGUAAAUGCAGUAUAUUUUUCUGUGUAUUUGUUAAUGACUAAGCUUCAGGUUUAGAUUCACUGAAAAUGUUUCUGUUCUGGUUUGUGUUGAGCUCAUGCAGAAAGCAAAGACAGAAGAACAGGAGCUUUAAAGAUGAAUACUUUGCUCUUAUGUCCCAAAACAUUUGUUCUUGUUUCUUCCUGACCAGUGAGUUUAAAUGUUUUAAAGUUAAAGCCAUUUUGUUGGUGGCUUUAAUUGCCAGUGAAACUAAAUAUAGUCAGAUACGUCUGUUUUAGAAACACGACACUGCAUGUUGCAUGAGAACAUACAGGCCUGUUUUAGGAAACAUGUUUAGCAUGAAUCCAUCGAAAAUGUUGCCUUAAAAAGCUCACUGGAGACGCACAUGAGGGGAAAAAGCAUUUACCAAAGUUUUAAGUGUGGGUCAGUCUCUUUUUUGCAUCAUUGUUAUGUAUUUUAUUUGUGGGAGGAGGGGGAGGUCAGAGCAGUUGACCAGCAUUACAUAAAUAUGCAUAGAUUCAGUCAUGAUGGCCUUGAAGGUAGAUGCUUCUAUUGACCCAUUCAGUGAGUCCUCCAUGCAUACAUAAUGUUUGUCAGUGUGGUCUAAAAGGCUGUUUAAGACACCUGAAUAGUUAGAAAUGUAAUGAGUUAUAAUGGGGCUUGGCAUUGAAUCUGAAUCUGGUAAGAAAAUGCUAUGCAUGAAUGCCAGAAAUGAUCAUUCUCACUCUGAAAUGCAUAAUCCUCUAAUUUUUUUCUAAUUCUUCUGCUCUUUAUUUAUGGUAAAUGAAGGUGUCCUGUGGUCUCAUGUUGCAAACAUUUGGUAUCUGUAAAUGAAUAAAUACAUUCAGCUCAUCAGCAAACCAAGGAGUAAUUUAAUUUACCUUUAAUCUUACAAUAUGCACUUUGUGGAAACAGAUUCAAGUAUGUGGUUGCUGCACUUGUUUUCCUGACAUUUGUACUUUUCUGAAUAAUUAAAAUAAUGGUUUUACUUGA